This is a messenger RNA of Oncorhynchus gorbuscha (pink salmon), 1561 nucleotides long. It is a transcript of the gene tbc1d22a, whose product is annotated as TBC1 domain family, member 22a. Lineage: Eukaryota; Metazoa; Chordata; Actinopteri; Salmoniformes; Salmonidae. The transcript has 9 exons. Gene Ontology annotation, molecular function: GTPase activator activity. The coding region runs from base 141 to 1226 and encodes 361 amino acids. Gene Ontology annotation, biological process: activation of GTPase activity. The record is from RefSeq and is a predicted model, not a curated record.
CCCAGCUCCAACAUGGCGGCGUUCUGAGUUUUGGAGGAGGGAACUGGGCGUAAAUAAACACGCUUUAGACUUUAAAAAAAAACUUUCGGUAACAACACUCGCAUUUUUGUGUUUGUGACAUAUUCUACCAGGGAAAGAAAAUGUCAACUGACGGAAACAAGAAACAAUUCUGGAAAAGAAAUACAGCUAAGGUCCCUGGCAGCAUACAACAUGUGUAUGGUGCUCAACAUCCUCCUUUCGACCCUCUUCUGCAUGCUAAUCUAAUCAAAGUGGGCAACAAGCCCCAGAUGACACUGGGAGGGAAGCCAAAGAAAGCCACCACCUUCCAGGAGUUUGAGAGCAUCACCAGCGAUGCCUGGGACGUGGGGGACGACGACGACGAGCUGCUCGCCAUGGCCGCACAGAACCUCAACAUCGAGGUCGUCAUGGAAACCGCCAACAAGGUGAUUGAGAACCACAGCAAGCAGCAGGAGAAGCAGAGACAGGACGAUGCCGACGCGUCAGAGCUGGAGGACCGAGAGGAAGAGGAGCAUGAGGAAGAGGUGGAAGAGCAGUGGGAGGAAGGGGAGGAAUCGACCCCUGAGGUGUCGUUUGCUUGUGAGCCCAGCCCGCUCAGUGAUGGCAGACUGGUGAAGUCACUGAGUGAGGCCCCCAUCGGAUCACCUAAGGAUGAGUCGCUCCACAGACAGCAGUCCCUGCCCCACCGGCCCACCAUCCCCAUGGUGGCUCGUAUAGCUGACCAGAACACCUCCGGGACCCCAGCCAUGACAGAGAGGGAGGCAUCCCGCCUGGACAAGUUUAAACAGGUCCUGGCUGGACCCAACACUGACCUUGAGGAAUUACGAAAGUUGAGCUGGUCUGGAAUUCCGCGCCAGGUUCGUCCAAUUACGUGGAAGCUCCUUUCGGGUUACCUUCCUGCCAACACAGAGAGGAGAGAGAGCACGCUACAGAGGAAGAGACAGGAAUACUUCGGUUUCAUAGAACAGUACUACGACUCGCGCAACGAGGAGCACCACCAAGACACGUACAGACAGAUUCGUAUAGACAUCCCCCGGAUGAGUCCAGAGUGUCUAAUGCUGCAGCCUAUGGUGACCGAGAUCCACAUUGACAUACCGAGAACUAAUCCCCUUAUUCCUCUCUUUCAACAAGCUUCUGUCCAAGAGGUGAGGCCUUCUAUACAGAACACACCGACUGCCCUGCCCAGGCAGUCACUCACCUCGACCUAGCUAACGUGCCAGAUCCUAUUCCGUCGUCUUAUGCGCACACUGCACCACGCAUGCAUGCACGUAUACUCACGCUCUCUACUAAAAGAGUGGAAACCGUCUGUUGUAAUGGAAUGUUCUUCCGCACUUUUUUUUUUGCACUCUGCAAUGACUAUUUUAGAAAACAGAUUGUCAUUGGAUGUAAUGGAGUUUGAAUACUGCUUGUGUGUUCAGUAUUGCAAGUUGCACCCCUCUUCCACCGUGUCCUCUAUUGGCCUCUACCUCCAUUCCCCUCCCAGGCCACACUACUACCUCAGUGCUGUGAGAGAGGACUAAUGAAUUGGCCAGCCGGCCUCACA